CGCGGGCAGGGGGCGUGACGCGGCGGCGGUGGGCGGGCGGCGCGGCGCUCGCCAUGGGGAGCCGCGGGCAGGUUUUGAGGCUUUUUAAAUUGUUACACAGGACCCGACAAGAGGUUUUUAAAAAUGAUACCAGAGCCCUAGAAGCAGCAAGACAAAAGAUAAAUGAAGAAUUCAAAAAUAACCGAAAUGAGACAUCUGCAGAGAAAAUAAAUGAGCUUCUGAAAAUAGCUUCAGAUGCUGAAGAGAUUCUCAGAACUUCUGUUAUUCAGGCAGUUCACACGGAUUCUGACAAAAUAUUGCUUAUACCCAGGAAAGAUCUACUACAAGACAACACUCCUUACUUUGAUAAACCAACAAAAAAGCAUCGAUCCUGAGGAAAAUGUUCUCCUCCUCCAAAGGUUAAUAUCCUCUAAUGAGAUCUCUGAAAACCAGUAGCAGAUAUUUGUCUAAAAAUUAAAUUUGGAAAAUAGUAAAUACUGUUAACAGAAAAAAAGAGAUUAAAAUCAAAACACCGUUUUUAUUUUGCGUUAUGAUACCAUCAUGCAGUUCUGAAGGAUAUUUUUCUUGUUUGGAAGAUAUUUUAUUUCCAUAGAAAUUCAAGACAUAUACUGUUUUCCUAAAAAUAUACUUCUAAACUGUGUUAUUUCAGUCAGCAAUGGAUGUUGUUAAUGAUGACAAUCAUCACACGAUUGUUUUGUGGCAAUUCAGAGGUUUCACAAAACUAAAUGCAGAUCUUAAUCUUGACUAUUUAUUUAUUUGUGAGUUUGUCGUCAAUAAUAUGCUGCUUUGAAAUAAUGAAAAACCAUCUUGUGGUUUACCAUUUAAAUUUACCAUUAAAUUAAUGCUUUGCAGCAAAAGCAUGAUUUCUGAAGUUGUCAUUAACUAUACACUAAUAUAGGGUGAUGUUUGAAAGGGUUCUUUAAGGUUUAUCUGAAUAAAUUAUGAUUUCGCAGAUGGGAAA
This is a messenger RNA of Rhea pennata, 961 nucleotides long. RefSeq names its product LYR motif containing 7 (gene LYRM7). Gene Ontology annotation, biological process: mitochondrial respiratory chain complex III assembly. The transcript is spliced from 5 exons. The record is from RefSeq and is a predicted model, not a curated record. Lineage: Eukaryota; Metazoa; Chordata; Aves; Rheiformes; Rheidae. Gene Ontology annotation, cellular component: mitochondrial matrix. The coding region runs from base 54 to 374 and encodes 106 amino acids. Gene Ontology annotation, molecular function: protein folding chaperone.